Molecule: messenger RNA, 4262 nt
Organism: Anopheles cruzii
Lineage: Eukaryota; Metazoa; Arthropoda; Insecta; Diptera; Culicidae
Gene: bun
Product: protein bunched, class 2/F/G isoform
Exons: 6
Coding region: 1-4029 (1342 amino acids)
Biological process (GO): regulation of transcription by RNA polymerase II
Source: RefSeq, a predicted model, not a curated record
AUGGCCGACAAUAUCACCAGCAUCGGCACCAGCAGCGGCAGCAACACAACGACAACAACCGUACCGGUGACCGUACAGCAAAAGGGUUCGAUCGGUGGCGGCGCCCCGGGUGGUGGUGCAGGAGGGAUGCACCAUUAUCACCAUCACCACCACCACCCGCACCAUCAUCACCACAAUCACCACAAGUCACUGGAGAUGGGUGGCCAGAGGGGCGGAAGCAAACAUCACACGAACGUAAUUCACCGGACUACGAGUGAAAGUUUACGCCUCGGUGGAGGUGGUGGUGGCGGCGGGGGCGGCGGCGUGGGUAGCUCCGGCAGUAGUGGCACCGGGAACGGGGAUUCCCUAAUGAAUAGUGUUAGCGGUGGCGGCGGCGGGGUCAGCGGUAUGAUGGGUGGCGGCGGCGCCAGUGGUAAUGGGACGACGAGCCUCGGAGGGGGCGAAAACUCCGUCAGCAGCAGUUCCUCGGUGAACAGUAUUGGCCGGAAGGGCGGAAGCUCCAACGCGACGGGUGGCGGUGGUGGUGCUAGUGGACAGGGUGCUCCGGGGACCGGUGGCAAGACGUCCUCGUUUAUGAUCACCUCGGUGACGGUCGGUGCUAGCCGGAACAGCGCGGACAAUGGGGACGAUUCGGCGGACGAUCUGGACGAGUCGCACACCGACGACAACAGCCGGAUAACGGACUUUGAGAACGAAACGCCCAGCUUUUCGGAGGACACGUUCAGCAAGGAGGACGUCUUCUUCGGCACCAACGCGAUCGGCAGCGUGCCGGUCAUUCCGACCAGCUCGCAGUACGGGCUGGCGAUCGUGAACCCCAACGAUCGGGCCCACGGCGGUGAGGUGUUGGCCGAUGCCAUGCACGUCAGCGUCACCGAGGGGGGCCUCAACAUAAUGGGCCACGGCAAGGGUGACAUCGGUGACGGCAAGGAGCUGCACCAUCGGAACGAGCGGUUUAAGGUGGUGAAGAUCGAGAGCACGGAACCGUUCAAGCGGGGUCGCUGGGUUUGCAUGGACUAUCUCGAUCACACGACGCUCCAGCAGCCGGCGAAGGAAAGCGGUGGCGGUCCGAGUAGUCAGGGUGAGGGUGGCGAGGCGGGCGGACCGAAUGCAACGCAGGACAGUGGUGUCGCCCUGACGGCCGAUAAUCCCGCCGCCGGGUACGGCAGCACGACGGCCGAUUCUUCACUCGAGAAUCCCAACCCGGCGGCGGAGUAUCAUGCGGCAACGGCUCCGGCACCGGCCGCCGGAAGUGUGGCCACCACGAACUCCUCCACUGUCAACGCAGCCCUGCUCGGGAUGCUGAACAACGAAUCUCCCGGUCAGAGCCUCAAUCUUCCGCUCGGUGGCGGCAACGGCCAACAGAUGGCGCCACCCCAACCUAGUCACGGGCAGCCACCGGGCACCGCCGCCGCCGCAACCUCUAACACUACUACUUCUGGUCAGCAGCAGCCGGCGGGUGCCGGCGGCAUACCGCACAGUUUACCUCAGUCGCAGCUUCAGAACGCACUCGCCGGACAGGCCGUGGGCCCCGGGCAACAGUCUCAGGCUCCGCCGGCCGCGGCACAGUACCCGCAGCAAGGGCCACCGCAAGGACAAUCCCAAUACUAUCCCCACACGAUGACGAACCUGGCCGAUCUGAACUUGCAGCAGUCGGCUCAGGCACCGCACCAGCACCACCAGCACGGUGCCACGCUUCCCAGCAACAUGCAGAUGCACCCGGCGGCGGCCGCUCCUCCACAGCAGUCCGCCAUUAGUGCGAUCUCUUCCAGCAACAUUCUUCCAGCGUCGAUCCCCACAUCACAGGAGAUGAACAUCAUCAUCGGUGGCAACGCCACCAUCCAGUCGAGCUUCCCCUCGCCCCACCAGCAGCAGGCGUUCAAGCAGCAGCAGGCCCAGGCGGCCGCCUCCCAAACGAACUCGCCGGUGGUCGUGGUGCCAUCGUCGCUUAUUGACUGUGUGCCCCAAGACGCCACCAUUCUCUCUCCAUCGGCCACCACUAAUCCCCCGUCGGUAGUAGCGGCCGCCGCGGCCAUCGCCCCCGAUACAGCCGGUUCUGUAUCGGUCGUUGAGCCACCGUCGGCCACCUCGUCACCGGUGACGAACGCUUCCUCGCAGAUUAUUCCACAAUCGGCCGCAGCACCACCGUCGGUGCUCGAUCCUUCGGUCGCCGCCUCGUCCUCCGUCAGUCCGGCGGCCACCAGUUCGUCGGCAGCGGCGGCCCCGGCAAACGGCACAACGGCGGUGGCAGCAGCAGCAGCAGCAGUGGUCGGUUCGCCCUCAACCGCGGUUGCCGGUGGCAGCGGCGGUGGCGGUGUGAGCACGAGUUCCUCGUCCACCGGGGUCGGUGCCGAUGCGGCUGCUGCUGCCGGUGAUCCGGAAUCGAAGCUCCUGUCGGCGGUGGCCGGUGUGACGGCGGGUGCCAGCAGCACCAGUAGCAGCGGCGAGGACACCGACAAGGCGGCCACCGAGGAUGGCGAAAGCGCCCUCCUGUGGAAACCAAAUAUCGCCCCCAGCGAAACCACAAUGUCGAACCCUCCGGCACGCCGGAUAACUAUCGGUGGCGUCCCGUCCAAAAUCAUCAGCAUCCCGAGGCGCAUUUCGCUCAGCGUUGCCGGGUUGCCGCCGCCGCAACACCAGCAGUCCGCACGUGCACUACACCACCAAACCCCGCAGCAGCCGCAGCCGCAGCAACAGCUGCCGGGUCAGCAACCCGCGGCCCUCCUUUCGAAAGCCUACUCGCUGCCACCCUCAAUGGGCGCGGCGGCCAAGGAGUCGCUCCGCAAAGACCUCACACAGCACUUGUUCGAUCAACAGCACCACCCGCUGCACUCCACUUCACACUCCCCAUUACGCAGCAGCGUCGGCGGCGGUGGCGGUGCCUUCAGUCCCGUGGUCAGCAACAGCACUCAGUCCCGCCCGCAGCAGCAUGCACCGCCCGGCAACGGGGGCAUCUACACGGACAUUGCGCUCGGCAAGAGCAUACAAAAUCUCAUGAACCGACCCCCCACAGCACCGACGCUGGCGGCGGCCGUCUCGAACCGGCUGGUGGCCGGCGGUUCGCUGCCCCGCUCGUUCGGUUCCCUCGGCACGUGCCGGGAGCUGCCGGAGCACGGGGAACCGUUGGCGGCGAGUCCGCCGACGGUCGGUGCCGGUGGUCCUUACUGCCGGGCGGCCACCAGUCUGCUCGGUGGCUUCACCGGCAGCAACAGUGUGAGCGGCUGCACCGUGACCCACGCGCACCGCUGCGUCCAGGACCUCAUCCGGGAAGAGCUGGGCGGUGGACGGAUGGGAAUGGGCGGUAGCGGCGGUGGCGGAGGCGGUAUGGCGCCGAGGCUGGGGAAGGCCGGCAGUAUGAUCAACAUGAUGAGCAUCGAUUCGGCGGCGGACGUGUUCAGUAGCAGUGGCGGUUCACAGUCUCACCCGGCGUCGGGACGCUCGAGCCCGGCGUCCUACCUGUACACCGGCACGCCGAUCGGCAGCCCACCACGGAUCGUGGGAAGUGUCCCCGGGUACCUGUUGGGGCCGGCUACCUCGUACGGCAGCUCGCCCGCAGCCGGCAGCACCCGCGUCAGUCGCGCACCGUCGCCGUCCUUCCUGCCAACGCACGCCAACAGCGGCGGGGACCACGCAAGUGCCUCUGGGACGGGCGCGGUUGCCAUCGAUAACAAAAUCGAGCAAGCAAUGGAUCUGGUCAAAUCCCACCUCAUGUUUGCCGUGCGCGAAGAGGUCGAAGUACUGAAAGAGCGAAUAUCGGAACUGAUGGACCGCAUCAACCAGCUCGAGUACGAGAACAACAUUCUCAAAGCGAACGCAUCACAGGAAACCCUAUCCCUGCUGACGACCGGUGGCAACAGUGUCAGUGCCAGCAGUGUGGCGGCCGCCGCCCAGCAGCAGCAGGCGGUGACGGCGGCCGUGGCCGCUGCGGUGGCGGCCACCACCGUUGCGGCCGCCACCGCCGCCGGCACCAACACCAAGGCGCCUGCAGCGCCGCCAUCAUCGGCAAACCCUGCCAACGGUUCCGUUUCCUAAGCCCCCGCAUGUUCCAGAGCCACUGCGCAACCGUUCUUUUUUUUAGACGUACGCAGUGACAGAAAGACUACUAUUAGUACUACUACUACCACUACUACUACUACUACUACUACUACUGCUACUGCGGCUACCCAACUGGCUACUAACCGAAGGCGCGAGUAGCAGCGCCGAGAGCAUCGAAGCCAACGCACGCACGCGCAAGCGCGCACCACAGAAGCGCAACGGAAACGACG